Messenger RNA from Colletotrichum godetiae, 2787 nucleotides. RefSeq names its product acyltransferase. Gene Ontology annotation, molecular function: glycerol-3-phosphate O-acyltransferase activity. Gene Ontology annotation, biological process: fatty acid metabolic process; triglyceride biosynthetic process; phospholipid biosynthetic process. The record is from RefSeq and is a predicted model, not a curated record. Bases 173 to 2701 code for a protein of 842 amino acids. Gene Ontology annotation, cellular component: mitochondrial membrane. Lineage: Eukaryota; Fungi; Ascomycota; Sordariomycetes; Glomerellales; Glomerellaceae. The transcript is spliced from 2 exons.
GACCUAGCACAGUUAUCAAGAACCACGGACGGACGGGCCGAGGUUCAAAGAUCUACAAUUUCCACGCGUGCUCUUCCUACUCCUACUUUGCUUCACUCGAUACCCCACGAACACCUCGAAGACGUCACGAACUGACCAGACUCACACCACAUUCCCGGACCCUCGCCCAACAAUGGCGAAGAACGACGAUUCUGCGCCGGAUCUGAAGAUCCUCGGCGACCAAAUCACUCUUCAACCUAGCGGCUACAUCAAGCCCUCCCAACCACGCGAUGACGAAAAGGAGGAGGCUCUGAUGAAGCACAUGGCACGCUUCCGCCAGGAACCGCUACAGUUCCUCCGCGAAGUCUCUCUUUACGUCUCCGGUACCGGCUGGCGCGCCUACGAUAAUGCCAUCGGCCAGCCCAUCUUCUACUCCGGCUUCAGCGAUAAGAUGAAGGAAGCUGUACUGUCGGCGCCCCUGUUGCAGUCGCGCAUUGCAGAUCUUGCUGAGAAGCGUGUUGCUGUCGAAGAAAAGGAAGGGCUGUUGAACCAGCAAGACAAGGACUUUGUUAUGAAGCGCGCGCGUAGACGAGCAGUCAUCGAGUCGGGUAUCCAAGAGGUGGCAGACAAGAUGACGGACGACAUGAUCUGCAAGUUUGAGAGCAAGACCUUUAUCCGAAGCGCAUACUAUCUCGUCACACAGUUGACGUUGCGAGCCUAUAACCAAGGCAUCCACGUCUCUAGUGAGGAGGUUCUGAGGCUGAGGAAGGUCGCUGAAGAGGCCGAGAAGAAGAAGCAGAGCAUCAUAUUCCUCCCCUGCCAUCGAUCACACGUCGACUAUGUCUCCCUGCAGCUCAUCUGCUACCGCCUUGGACUCGGCUUGCCCGUCGUCGUAGCUGGCGACAACUUGAACUUCCCUCUUGUAGGAAGCUUCUUGCAGCACGCUGGUGCCAUGUGGAUUCGGAGAGCAUUCGGCGACGACAUUUUGUACACAACUCUGGUGCAAACCUAUAUCGACACCCUGCUACAAGGUGGUUACAACUUUGAGUGUUUCAUUGAGGGUGGUCGGUCAAGGACAGGAAAGCUGUUGCCUCCCAAGUUUGGUAUUCUCAGUUUCAUCUUGGACAGUAUCCUGUCUGGUCGUGUGGAGGACGCCAUCAUCUGCCCAGUGAGCACGCAAUAUGACAAGGUCAUCGAGACUGAGGGCUACGUCACAGAGCUACUGGGUGUGCCUAAGAAGAAGGAAAACUUGGCAGACUUCCUUUCCGGGGGUUCUUCAGUCUUGUCCCUGAGACUUGGCAGAGUCGAUGUCAGAUUCCAUGAGCCAUGGAGCUUACGCGGUUUCAUAAAUGAGCAGCUCACCAGACUGGAAAGAUUACCUACCGGCCUCAACAUGGACACAAAGAACCCCGAAAACACCGCUAUCCGACAGAAGCUUCUGCGCAUUCUGGGCUACAAGGUCUUGUCAGACAUUAAUGAUGUCUCCGUCGUCAUGCCUACAGCCUUGAUCGGAACAGUCUUACUCACUCUGAGAGGCAGAGGCGUAGGCAAGACGGAACUCGAGCGCCGCGUUCUGUGGCUCACCGAUCGUGUUCGUGCAAAGGGCGGCAGAGUCGCCCACUUUGGAGCUGCACCGCUCUCUGACAUUAUCGAGCGCGGUCUUGAUGUUCUGGGCAAGGAGCUGGUCGGCGUCGUAAAGGACCUUCCAGAGCCUACAUAUUAUGCCGUUGAUCGCUUCCAGUUGUCGUUCUACCGCAACAUGACGAUUCAUCUGUUCAUUUCGGAGGCUAUUGUUAGCGCCGCCAUGUACAUGAAGGUGAAGCAGGGCGGUGGCCCGGCCAUGCAGGAUAUCUCCUUCCAAGAGCUGCAAGACCAGAUCCAAUUCCUCUCGUCACUGUUCCGUGGGGAAUUCAUCUUCCCCAGCGAAGGCCUAGCUGCCAACUUGGAAAAGACGCUGCGAGACCUGGAGGCAGACAAGGUGCUGAAACUGCACCGCGACGACCAGGGUAAGGUCAUUGUGGUCGGUCUUUCAGAUCACGAACGAGUCGUUGGUCGGGAGAAUUACGACUUUUAUUGUUUCCUCAUCUGGCCGUUCAUCGAGGCCAGCUGGCUUGCAGCUGUCUCGCUCAUGGGCUUGUCGCCACCUCUGGGCCAGAAGGAUGAUAUCUGGAUCGAGGUUGCAAAAGCCCAGGGCAGUGCACAAGUAGUAAGUGGACUAAGAUGGAUAUUCAUUAUGGCAUAUGUGACUGACACUCCCCAGCUCGGCAAAACACUGUACCACCAGGGCGACCUGAGCUACUUCGAGGCCGUCAACAAGGAGACAUUGAAGAAUGCCUACCAGCGAUUUGAAGAGGAAGGUAUACUUCAGGUUGUGAAAUCAAAGGACCCCAAGGUUCCUCCACGCCUGCGUCUCGACCCAGAAUGGCGCCCCUCCCGCGAUCCGGAGACCGGCAGCCUCAACGCCUCUGGCCGGCUCUGGGACUUUACCGAGAAGAUUGCGUCCAGUCGUCGUGAGGGCAAGAACCGUCGUGAUGGUGCGACUGUAAGCACACGGGUACUUCGUCUGACAGACUUGCUGGGAAGCAAACUGUUUGACGCUGCUAGAAACAUUGACGGCAAGGGGGUAUCGCCUCUGCUGAGUAUCGAAGACGCGCGCCAGCUGAAGAAAAGCGUGAAGGAGCAAAGGAGGCGCAGGUCCCUGGAAAACCGCGCGCACCUGUAGAUGAUGUAUUACUUGUAAACGUGUGAAGCGUGAUGAUCUUACGAUGUAUUUGUUAAUUGCAAAGCAUGGCAUUCUUGGAAAUUAUA